Penaeus monodon (black tiger shrimp) is the source of this 1155-nucleotide messenger RNA. RefSeq names its product zinc finger CCHC-type and RNA-binding motif-containing protein 1-like. Gene Ontology annotation, biological process: mRNA splicing, via spliceosome. Gene Ontology annotation, molecular function: zinc ion binding; RNA binding. The transcript has 5 exons. Lineage: Eukaryota; Metazoa; Arthropoda; Malacostraca; Decapoda; Penaeidae. The coding region runs from base 276 to 1001 and encodes 241 amino acids. Gene Ontology annotation, cellular component: U12-type spliceosomal complex. The record is from RefSeq and is a predicted model, not a curated record.
GAAAACGAGUUUGUAAACAAAUCCCUCUGAGAAACCUGCGAAAGUUUAAAUAUAAUAAUAUAAGAAGACAGGUGAAAACAGAAGACAAAUAUUUUGUCAAAGUAAUAUAUUCUGUAGACAAGCACUGAUGCCGCAGUUAAUUUUGAAUAACUGUUAAAGCCUUCGGUGUGUAGACAAUGAAAAGACUGAUAAGUCAACAAGGGACUUUAUCCAGAACUGAUACUAUAUUAAUAAUGUUUAAUUGGAUCUCGUCACCUGUAACAUUUUAAGCAGUCAUGCAAGGAAGGGCUGAUCAGAGCAUGAGCCGAGGAGGAGGUUCUUCAGGGGGAAAGUCUCUGGCUCCAAGUAGAAGCACCGUCUAUAUUUCCAACUUGCCUUUCUCUCUUACAAAUACAGAUCUACACAAGAUUUUUGAGAAGUUUGGAAAGCUAGUGAGAGUGACUAUUCUUCGGGACCGUGAAACCAGAAAGAGUCGUGGAGUUGCCUUUGUAUUAUAUCUGUCUCGUGAAGAGGCCCAUGCAUGUGUUAAAGGAACUGAUGGGAAAGAAAUGUUUGGCCGAACACUCAAAGCAAGCAUUGCGAAAGAUAAUGGUCGAGCUCCUGAAUUCAUCAGGCGAAGAGAAUAUCCAGACAAGUCAAGGUGUUAUGAAUGUGGAGAUUUUGGUCAUUUGAGUUACUCUUGCCCUAAAAAUCUGCUUGGAGAUAGAGAACCUCCUAAGAAGAAACCAAAGAAGCGAAGAGGUGAUUUCCAGGAUGAGACCAAAUUCAAGAAUGCUAAGUAUGAGGAUGACGAUGCAGAAGAGGAUGAGGAUGAAGAACCAAAGUUUGAAGAAGACUCACUCAGCGAAGCAAUCAGAUAUCAACAAGAACUAAGAGAAGCAGAAGAAUUCCAAAGUAGACUUGCAGCAGGAGAAUAUUCCAAAUGCGAGCCAGGGGUUCAUCGAGCAAAGAUAAAGCAGUCUUCCUACUUUAGUGAUGAAGAAGAACUGAGCGAUGAUUGAAAUAACAGUGAUUGGUCAGAUUGUGAGAUAAUGCAACAAUUAAAUUUUUAGUUUUGAUCCUAAGUUCUGUACUAUUGUUAUUGAGGUUCUUGUGUGCACUGUGGAAGAAUGUGAACUAGAAGCUGAGGCUGUGAACUUAAUCAUUUGGUAAUAA